Ochlerotatus camptorhynchus is the source of this 762-nucleotide messenger RNA. Its product is annotated as serine protease inhibitor dipetalogastin-like. The transcript has a single exon. Gene Ontology annotation, molecular function: serine-type endopeptidase inhibitor activity; protein binding. NCBI's taxonomy places the organism in Eukaryota, Metazoa, Arthropoda, Insecta, Diptera, Culicidae. The record is from RefSeq and is a predicted model, not a curated record. Bases 1 to 762 code for a protein of 253 amino acids.
AUGAGCCCCAGGCUAACUAGACUGCUUCUGACGCUGAUCGCAGCAAGCUUUGGCCACGCCGCCUACGUAGUCUAUCCACCGCGUUACGAGCUCAACAACGAUCAGUACACGGCGCUCGGUAGCUGUCUUUCACCAGGCCACCGAGAGGAUGCCGUGGAAAGUCGAUACGAUCCGAUCUGUGCCACCGAUGGCUUCAGCUACUACAACAAACACGAGAUGCGCUGCUUGGGCAAAUUGGUUCCUUCGGUGAAGUUCUCCUUCUACGGUCGCUGUCCGAACGAGCCCGUAUUCCUGCCGCUGGAAUCGGCUCGAGGAACGGAGCUGCUGCGCGAGCCCAGAGCAUUCGAUGGGUACCACCAGUGCUUGGAGAGCUGCAACGAGUUCCAACCGGUUUGCGGAUCGGACGGAAGGACCUACAGCAGUCCGUGUGCGGUCGGCUGUGCCAAGCAAUACAAUCCGCAGAUCGAUUUGGAGAGUAAAGGCUUCUGCGAGCAGGACAAGUCGGUGGAGGGAAAGUGCCCGGAGAUUUUGCAGCCAUUCUGCGGUUCGGAUGGAAUUACGUACCUGAACUAUUGCCAUUUGAAGUUUGCGAUGAUGAGCGAGGAGAGGCUGCAGCCGGCCCAUAUGGGCGAUUGCGUGCGGCGGUUGGUGGCGGUUCAGGGCGCUUUGCGCAAAAAGGAGAGCGGUGGAUGUGGAGGCGGUUGUGGAGGUGGAUGUGCGGGUGGUUGUGGUGGCGGUUGUGGUGGAGGCUGUGGAAAGUGA